Neodiprion fabricii is the source of this 6714-nucleotide messenger RNA. RefSeq lists its product as uncharacterized. The coding region runs from base 629 to 3892 and encodes 1087 amino acids. Gene Ontology annotation, cellular component: membrane. Gene Ontology annotation, molecular function: phosphatidylcholine binding; trace-amine receptor activity. The record is from RefSeq and is a predicted model, not a curated record. The transcript is spliced from 5 exons. Gene Ontology annotation, biological process: regulation of metabolic process; adenylate cyclase-activating G protein-coupled receptor signaling pathway. NCBI's taxonomy places the organism in Eukaryota, Metazoa, Arthropoda, Insecta, Hymenoptera, Diprionidae.
GUCACGGGGUGCAACGCAAUUCUUGAACUCCGAUCACUCGGACCAUUUUUAAAAUCGUCGCGUGUGCUCGAUCAAUUAUUAUAAUUCGCUUUCCCAGUACGGGCAAUAGGCGAACGGUAUCGGUGAAUUUUCUUCCGUUUUCUCUCGGUGAAAUUCUCAGCUCGCAAAUCACGUUACCUAUCUACGCUGUUUGAAGUGAAUUUUGACUAUACUUCACCGCAAAAAUUGACUGAGUAAAUAAAUACUUGGACUUUUGCUCCGUUUUAUUUUUUCAGUUCGUAUGUUUCGUUUAUCUUUUUAAUCGCUUUUUACACAUCUCGCGUCAACGUGUGAUCAGAACCGUACGUUAUAUGUUGUAGUGGUUACCUUUGGCUGAGGAACUUCAACGUCGCAUCAAGUUGAACCAACGGAAGAUUGAGGAUGAACCAUGCAACGGAACUAAGAAUUCUGAGGCGAAGAUCUUACGAUUGGGAGUAAAAAAAUGUGAGACGUCGGUUGAAAUACGGGACUAAAAAACUGCCAAGAACUAUGAAACCGGGGAAAAUGUCAUCCCCGAAGUUUUUCACCCACGAGAUAAAUCCGACCUAAGAUAAAAUAUCGCGCGCCGAUCGCAACGCCUGUGAAUAAGAUGGAAACCCUGGCUGCGGAGACGCUGCCGACAUCCAUAAUGGCCGAAUUUACGACGAGCCUCGUGCCGGCGGUGACCAGGGUCGACAGCCGACCGGAAACCAGCCCGGUAGCAGUGAUCCUUGCGGUUUCCGUCGUCUUUAUACUGUCUCCGUUAACGGUGAGCGGGAACUCGGUCAUACUCGCCGCCUUCUACAGGUACAAGAGGCUCAGGACAGCCUCGAACUGCCUCCUCGCCUCACUGGCCGUUAGCGAUCUUGGGGUCGGCGUCUUCAUGCCCUUCGGAAUGCAUCUCGAGCUUUCCGGGAUACCCGAUGACGGUGUUUCCUCCCUGUGCAUCGCCCCCUACUGCAUAGUCAUCACCCUCUGCAGUGUCAGCGUCCUCGUUACCGUCGCCAUCGCCGUUGACAGGCUCACUUCUCUGGCCCAACCUCUGCGUUACAAAAAUAUCAUCACCCAUAGCAGCAUUGAGAAAUACAUUGCCGUAUUUUGGCUCUACGCCAUUGUCGUCGGCUUGUCGCCUCUCAUAUACGCCGAAGUAACCGGAAGCACCCAGUCCCACAGCGGCAGCUGCAGGUUUAGCGCCGCGGUUUCACCGCCCGUCAGGAUUUUCCUCGUCGUCGCUGUCUGGGCACCGAGCGCUCUUGUGCUCCUCGGGUGCUACAUGUACGUAUACCUGGUGGCCCGGUCUCACGCCAGGGCGAUAUACACCGUGGAAUUGUCGUUUCGACACCAAACCCAAACCCUGGCCUUGCCGAGAUACGGCCAGACGCUGGCCCUGACGGUCGGCGCCUUCCUGGUGCUCUGGCUACCCUUUCAGACCUGCAUGCUGGUCGACAUAUUCUGCGGGACGAAGAUACUAUCUGAAUGGGCGGUAAUCUGGCUUGGACUCCCGAUCCUGGCCCACAGCGCGGCAAAUCCCUGGAUCUACGCGUUUCAUCACGGCGAGAUGCGCGUUGCCGCCGGAAAGAUAGCUGAGGACCUGGUCGCCCUUGUCGGAGUGACGCCGAGUCGUUACGGAUGUUCGCCGACGAGAAGAGGGUCCAACACGAACCUCGAGUUGGCGGAGGUGAUAAACAGCAACGACGGGCACAGACCACGGCCGGAAGACUGCUUCGCAGCGAAGCACCACAGCGUAUGCGCGAGCCGGAAGUGCCUCGAGAUGUCGAGCAAAAUGGCGGACAUAUCGCCGGAGAGAGACGCGGUCGUUGGAAACUCGUCGUUGGAGAGCAGGGAGGAGGACAUAGUCGAGGAGAACAUCCACGACCUGACCAAGAUGCUCGACCCGAAGUACAUAGUGGACAGGAACCACGUGAUAGACUCCAACCACAACAUUGACAAGAUAAAGAACCUAAAGUACCUGCUCGAUCCGACCUUCAACAAAAUCCGCCACCUACGCAGACUGAACCACAAGAAGAUGAGCGGCAAGAACUUCCCCAGGUUCCACGACCCGAAGUUCAUAUCGUACCAGAACCUGAAGAGCGACGGAACCCUGAACCCCAAGCUACUCCAGCUCAACACCAUGUCCGAUCCCGUGUUAAACGCCGAGAGUCCCGCCGUCGAGACGAAGGACUUCAGCGAAGCGAUUUGCACCCCGAGCCUCUGCACUCAGCGGAGGAAUUCGAACCUGGCCUCGAUGUCGGACCCGAACCUGAAGGCGGCAGCGGCCGGAAACGCGGCCGAUGUAAAUCUUCGGGUGUUUCCGGCCUCCAGGGUCGCCCCCGAGAGUCACAGGUACUCGGUUCAGAGUCUCGACCACAAGUGCGAUCACGGUCAACUGCACUCCCGGCACGUCAUGCAGUGUCGACAGCUGAUAGAGAACCAGAGGCGGCAGAACGGCUUCGUGAAACCGCAGCUGACGCUCCACAGGCACGCGGAUUCCGUCAGCCCGAUACGGGACUUGCGGUUUCAGAACUGCGUACCGGUUCACACGGAUGACGGAAUAUCGCCGAGGCCCUGCGGCGCUCGGUUUUGCCACCAGCACCAGGUACUGUCCCCGAGAAAAAUGACCAUCACGACUAACAGGCUGGCCAACUUUUAUCACCCGGACUCGAGCCCCGAUCCCUUCAGGCGACUGGGGCCCAGUACGGAUCCCACGAUGCGGUUGCUACAGGCAAGGCAAAAACUGGAAAUCCUGAAGCACUCGGAGUCCAUAAACACCAUCGAGCCCAUGUCGCAUGUCCGACUGCUCGAACCCUCCAGGGUACUGAACACCUUGACGGUGCCAACGAUACACUCGGAGCCUCCCAGUCCGAUAGACCCAAUACCACUGGACCCGCUCAAGGAGGAAGAGACCCUCAGGGGCUUGGAUUCCACCCGGUUUCCAGUAGUGGAACCCCUCAGGCCCGAACCGCCGGUUCGCCGGAAGGUUAAAAGUCCAGCGAGGCACUCGGACCCGAUAGUCCCACCGGUUUUACUCAACUUUGAAGACUGCAGCGACAUUCAUCCUACGAACGGCAUUUCCACCAACGGAUGGGACAGUGAUCGGGGGGGACUUUUCGACGGGGAAAGCCUGACCGAUGUGCCCGUCGAUUCGGGCAAGUCGAAACUUUCGGAGCCUGUUUUUUCCGAGCACAACUCUACCCGGCACAACUCCAGAAGACCGUCGGACUCCCGGUGGUCCGAAUCCUCGCGGAGCCAGGAAAUCCUCUCGAACAUAACCGAGCAUCGCAUGUUCCCUUCGUCCUACUCGGUGAAUAAUUUUCAGAACUGCAACAGCGGCAGCGACCUCAACGACGUCGAUUCCAUCGACCCAUUCAUGUGCCCAGAGGCCCUGAGCUCGUCACUCCAGGAGUCCUUCUUCAGCGCCGAACCCUCGGUACCGGGUUCUGACGUAUUCGCGUCCUUCGACGAGACCGACGAGAUCGGAUUUACCACCGAUCUGCAAGCGGAGAGGGAACUGCCAGGAACUCAGGAAGCUCCGAUCUGCUUCACCUCCUCGAUGUCCACGACAAAUCUCAAGAAGGUCGAGACUUCGGAGAUCGAGACCCAGAGCCGGUCAACGGAGUCCGUCUUCAGGGCGAAUAUCGUUCCCGAUACCUGCGCCGUACUGAGAAUCGAACCUUCGAUACUCAGGCUCGAACCGUCGAUACAUCGGAGCAGACCUCACAUACGACCCGGGAAGGGGUACAUCCUGAAGGAUCCUUCCAGACGGACUUUGAGGCUUGCUCCGCUCGCCAUUCCCACACCGACGGACAUCUCGACGCCAACUUUUGACUCGGUUUCCGAAUUCAAUGGUGAAAAUGGCCUUGGCGUUGGCGUAUGAGACUUGCGAAGGCCCGAUAAAGUUCCUUCAUUUUUCCCAAUCCUUCAUAGAGGGAGAGCUUGAUCCUUAGCCGUAAUAUCGAGAGUUAAUUAUACACCGAAGCCAAAUGAAGUUAUAAUAAUUUGACGACGGCAAUCGAAUCGAACGAAUCGCUAAUAACGAAGCACACGAGUCGCUUACUUGGAAAGUGAGCGAAACGAUUAAAGAAUCUGACUCAAUCAGCACUUAUCGACAGAAUUUAUUGUCAUGGAAUCCUUGGACGCUUCAUCCUUAGUGUCAUAGCUGUAUUUUUCGCCCACUAUCGACCGAUCCGUCAGCUAUUGUGAAGGGAAUGAUAUGCAAUCGUCCAACCCUAUUGUAAACGGGGACGGAAUAUCAAUUGUAUAGAGCCUGUGCCUGCUGAAUAAACAGAUAACGGUUUUAGCAGUACCGAAGGUUAAUCCGAAACCUAGAUUCAGCGAGCCAUUAAAAUACAUAUUUACGAUAAGCGGAACUCACGAUCUGAUAACCAAUUGAUGUAAGCCACGCGAAAGAACAAUUUUGUAUAUUUCAGGCGCAAGGACGCGGCAUGGAUUUACUAUUAUCGAGGAAAACGCUGCAGUGCCAGCUGCAGUCUAUUCUUUCCUAUCGGAGAAUUAUGUAAAAGUUGACGUUCGAUAUGCGUGUAUCAUGCAUGUGCAAGUGAUUCGUUGGCUUCAUCAGCGUGUCUGGUUCUAUGCAUAGGAUCAUCUGCAUGCUGCGGUACAUCAAGGUUCAGGAAAUUUAAAGAACUCGGUGAUCUUGAGGAGGACGUUGUGGAAAAUCAAAAUUAAAUUUUAAGAUGUAAAGAAUACGUUAUACACGUCGGGAACCUGAAACACCAACAAGAUUUUCAAAGAAACAGUACCUUGAUUUUUAAAAAAGCACCACAAUUCUUGUCAUUCCAUUGAAGGUUUGGCUCCCAUUGAAAGUCCCUUUAUAUUUCAUGUAUAUCAUAUCCUCUUUGAAAAAGUCAAAGCCAACGGUUUUGAAUGGACUGCGCGGAAUUCAACACUGAAUGGUAAUUAAUUGAAAAAUCUCAACUUGAUAAUUUACAUAGUGAUCAAGGUGACAGCAAACACUGAGAUUAUUUACUUUCAGAGUAGAGAUAGUGUAUUUAAAGGUAAACUCUUGCGUUAUUCAGACGGCAGAUCCGACUUUGUGAUAACUUGUUGAGGUGAUUAUUGUCCACAAUUACCUUUUUUCUCCCACGACAUGCGUUCAAAAUUGAGCUAAUUGUAAAAUACGAGAUGUUGGGUACUUUGAUCAGUGAUCGCGAAGUAAAAAGAAUCCCCGCCAAGUUGUAUGUAUAUAUUGUCUAUGUAAUUGGCUCAUGUGCAUAUAAGGGACUUAUCCCAAGCGCAUGAUAAGUGAUUAUUAUUACUAUUAUUGUUGCUAUGAGAAAAAUUUUGACGUCUAAUUGCGGCAGUUAGAAUUGGUAUACAUGCGUAUGGUUCUUGAAUAAUUUCGACGUUUGACAAUAAAACGAUCAUUUAUUUGUACCUAUGUAAAAAUUAACCGAUUCACGAAUGAUAAUGUGUAAACCAUAUAGUAACAUACCAUAAUAAUAUCUGAACAACGAAACUCGAUCGUAGAGUGAGAUUUGAGAAGCGUAUCUGUUAUGCGCAAAAACAGGGUCUGAUACAAUAACAAUUCGUCAAGGAGAUUCCCAUUUUGUUCUGUCAAUUCUCACGUAGUUCUUAUCCUUAAACGCUUGCGGCGGUAUAAUAUCAUGUUUAAGGGAAAAAAGAUGAAAAUUUUUUGAAAAAAAGAAACGAAAAUGAUCCGCCAAUGUCCCCCCCCCCCCCCCCCCCGCAUACCGUUAUAUACGUGUACUUAUAAUACAUAAGUAUGUAUGUACAUGAUAUCAUUUAGCUAGAAAGUAGAACAGUUCUAAUAUUAAAUUGUUAAUUAUUAUUACUAUAUUAAUUCUAUAUCAUAAUAUUAUUCAAAACAUUUCGUAUUUGGAAUUGAGAAUUUUUGUAAUAACAUGAGCAACUUUUACCGUUACUAGCUGGAAUCUAUACAGAUGUGUAUAUCCGUGUAACUCGUGUAAUACAUAGGUAUGGUAUACUGUUUACAUUAAAUGGAGUCAAUUUGUUACAAGGGAGCGUGUAAAUAGCUGGUGACAAAUUUUUAUCCGUGACGUCACGAGGUGUACCUGUACAAUGGCGUCACGACCGUGCAAGGUUGGACUGUGAUAGAAUAACGUGUCCUUAGUGGAACAAUUGUGAAUUUGUUCGUUCAAAGAAACGAUGCUAAUAAAGCUGCUGUAGUGUAAUUAUGAGCCCAUGUAGAUAAAGUCGUACGUCGGAAUUUCAAAAAAUUUCACAUAUAAUUAGAUAAUAAGACGCUUGAGAGAACAACUAUAGAGACAUUGAUACUUUCGGUGCGAAGAAAAAAAAUAAAUGAAUAAACAAAAAAUUGUAAAUCACAAAUAAAUUAUAUCCUGGUAUCUAUAGCGAAUAGAUUAUGAAUUCUAGCUGUUGAAUCUAGCGUUGAAAUGAACUAUGCAGAUUAUACUCAAAGAUUGCAAACAUAGCGCGGAUGUUAUAAUCACAUUAUACACAUAAAUACGCAAAUUUUUUAACACAUCCUGCAUCAAGCCGUAAUUAUACUUGUAUUAUAAUAUUAUUAUUAUCAUCGCCAAACGCUUGACGAUUUCGAGAACGGUUAUUUUAUUUUUCUAAAGUUCGACUAAAACUACACUGCGCUAGUUGAUCAAUAUUUUAAGCUGCCAAAUAUGUGUAAACGUACAGUUCCGUAACAUUAACUUGUUACCGUUCCAUUAAAACUCGCUCAAC